AUGGUCAAAGAAGAGGUUUUCAACGUCGAGGAUAACCCGUACAGUCGGGUUACUCCUGAGCAUCUGCCCGAGUGCCUCAACUCCAAGACGAAGCAGCUUGAGCUGGCCAAGGCUAUGGCCAACGUCUUCAGCGAGCAGGGCGCCAAAGCCACAGGUGCCACCUUCUGCAAGCACCAGGGAGUUGACAGCAAGACUGUCUUCGUGUCCAUGAACGAAGGAACAGACAUCGUCAUCCAGUUCCGCCUCCGCUCUCUCGACACCACCCCUUUUGAGCGCGCCAGAAGCUGCCCCGGAUUCGACCAAUACGUCCCCAACAUCCGGCUGGUAGCCGUCAUUACCGACCCAAGGGACUUCAACAAGAAAUCCUGGAUUUACGCAUCCAACCGCAUUGUUGGCAAAACCUGGACGCAGGUUGUCCAGGAACAGGGUGUCCAUAUUCUCCCUAAGCUAUGCAACUCACUCGGUCGCGCCCUUGCCAAGGGCUACAUCAAGGACAAGAGCCACGAAGCAGUUGUCACACGGGUCCUUCCCUUUCUGAUCCCUUUCUUGUUCACCCUGGAGCCUGAGAUGAAGCCCUACAGAUCCCUGGCCAUGGAGAUCCUGCGUCACCAAGACAAGAUCAGCGAACUUCCCCUGUUCAUGGCCCAUUCCGACCUCUGGGCCGGUAAUCUCAUUGUCAACCCCGAUACCCACGAGGUCAUGGGCAUCGUUGACUGGGAGGAUUCGUUCCCUCUGCCCUUCGGCAUCGGCCUGCACCGUAUCCAGAUGGUCGCCGGCGAGGACUUCAACUCGAACUGGCAAAUCCCCAACAAUUUUGAGGAGUCUGAGAGAGCUUUUUGGGCUGGAGUCAUGGAUGGAAGCCCCGAGCACCGCCAGAAAGAAUUUCAGGAGAAAGCUCACAUCAUCGACCUUGCUGUUAAGAUGGGCGCUCUGACUGCCGGGUUCGUCUACCAAUACGACGAUAAAGGAAACCUGAUCCUCAAGCGCGAUAGCGAGACAGGCAGUCCUCUCGUCAACGGCACUCUGCCCUUCUUGUUGAGUUAUGAGAUUCCUUUCCGCCGCGGAAGCGACAAGGGGCCGUACCCCGAGGGAAUCGAGUGGCCUUUUGAGGGAGACGAACAACGCCAGUAUAAGUGGAUCUGCGAGUUGCACGAGGAGUUGGGCGAUGCAGGCAAUUUGUUCGACUGGGGUAUCUCGGACAUGGUGGACAGACUCGAGGAUUUGCUGGUAUUUAGCUUCUCAGUUAUACCAAUGCAGUGCCUUAAGCUACCAUCAUCUCUGUUUUCUGAAUCUUCCAAAGCCUUCUCCAAUUAUGUGAUGCUGCAGGCGUGCAGGACUCCUGCCAUGCACAUGCACCCCCGCCAACUCUCAACCCUCUCAACCCUCUGA
Neurospora tetraspora is the source of this 1389-nucleotide messenger RNA. RefSeq lists its product as uncharacterized. Bases 1 to 1389 code for a protein of 462 amino acids. Lineage: Eukaryota; Fungi; Ascomycota; Sordariomycetes; Sordariales; Sordariaceae. The transcript has 4 exons. The record is from RefSeq and is a predicted model, not a curated record.